Molecule: messenger RNA, 2368 nt
Organism: Brienomyrus brachyistius
Lineage: Eukaryota; Metazoa; Chordata; Actinopteri; Osteoglossiformes; Mormyridae
Gene: klf7b
Product: Kruppel-like factor 7b
Exons: 4
Coding region: 404-1291 (295 amino acids)
Biological process (GO): regulation of transcription by RNA polymerase II
Molecular function (GO): DNA-binding transcription factor activity, RNA polymerase II-specific; RNA polymerase II cis-regulatory region sequence-specific DNA binding
Source: RefSeq, a predicted model, not a curated record
UUCUUGGCUUGCUCCGCUCAGUAGAGAGCUAGCCCGGCUACUUACCUGCUGAUACCAAGCAGCCAAAAAAAGAAAAGAGCAACCUGGAAUUUAAAGCGCAAAGAUUGCAAUUUGGCAAUGCGGAAAUAGAUGGACGUUUCAUGUCGCUGAGCUUGUUUCCCACUUCUGGACUGACUACUUAACCGUUAACACUAGAGAAGGGAUUGCAUUUUAGUGGCACGAGCUUUUUUUUUAAUGUUUUCCUUGUCUUUAUGCUUUUAAGUACGUUAUCUGUUGGUACAUAUGCAUUCAGCUAUCCUGGAUCUCAAGGAACACGGAUUCGAAAAGCUUUUUGCGCUCAUUAGAACAAAAGUGGGCUGCAGUUUGCUGGAGUGAAUUAAUUUGUUUUACACCGAGCAUCACCAUGGAUGUGUUGGCAAAUUACAGUAUUUUUCAGGAACUCCAACUCGUGCACGACACAGGCUACUUCUCGGCGAUGCCAUCCCUGGAAGAGAACUGGCAGCAGACAUGUUUGGAGCUAGAAAGGUACCUGCAGACGGAGCCCAAACGGUUGUCAGAACUCUUUGAUGAGGAGCUGGACGGACUGCUCACGCCAGCCUUCAUGAAGGGGGACAGUGAAGACGAGCUGGCAGACCCCCUACUGCCUAGCCUCUCUGUUCAACCCAGCCCCCCCCCCACCUUGGCUUCCUCCCUCAAACUCCUGCCAACCCCUGUCACCACCAAGACUCCUGAGUUGGGCCCCAAAGAAGGUGCAGAAGGGGUAAAUGCUGCUCAGCUGAGUGCCGUCACUUCCCUCACGCCACCCUCUUCACCGGAGCUGGGACGCCAUCUAGUGAAGCCGCCCCAGACACUGACAGCUACGGCCGAUGGUACCCUCACUCUCAAGCUGGUGGCCAAGAAGGUGGGCCUAGGGGCUGCUAAGCUGGUGGCCACCAACAGCCUGCCCUCGCCACCCAACAAAGGUGGGCUGAGUGACAGUGAGCAGGCGGGUUCAGGGAGCAUCAGUGGUGACAUCCCUGAAAACAAGAAGAGGGUCCAUCGCUGCCAGUUCAAUGGCUGCAGGAAAGUGUACACCAAGAGCUCGCAUUUAAAGGCCCACCAAAGGACCCACACAGGUGAGAAGCCGUAUAAAUGCUCGUGGGAAGGCUGCGAGUGGCGCUUCGCCCGGAGCGACGAGCUGACGCGGCACUACCGCAAACACACCGGCGCCAAGCCCUUCAAGUGCAACCACUGCGACAGGUGUUUCUCCCGGUCAGAUCAUCUGGCCCUGCACAUGAAGAGGCACAUCUGAGACCAAAAGCAAGAAAGAACGAGUGAGAGAGACAGGAAGAGAGAGAGAGAGAGAGAGAGCACGAGAGAUUGAACGGAUGGACGGAAUCAGACAGCGUGUAAAUGUGUUGUGCGUGCCAUCCUGAGAAGGCCCAAUUGAGAAUAUGAAUGGGAGCAAUGUGUCCUGUUGACACUGUGGCCACCACCAGCGUAAGGGCAAAAGACAAGGGGAUGGAGGGAGAGGGACAAAGAGAGAGAGAGAGAGAAGGAGCUCCGUGGUUUUUGUUUAUAGACGCACAUUGUCCACCAGACUUACUUUCGUCAGCGGAUUAACCAUGCCUUACUGAACAGGGGCUGGGAAUCAGACACUGCCAAACAAUCUUGCUGAUCCAGUCAUGCCCCACGUACUCUUUUAUUUUAUCUGCAAAAACACCAGAGAGACUUACAGAAUAUACACCCAACGCACCAAAUACACUCAUACAAACUUAAUCUCUUACAAAAAAAGUACCAUGUGAAAUGUAUUUUACUUUCUUUUAUCUCUCUGGGAUCAUAUCACAGUCCACAAAUUUCAGUAAUGCUAACCACAAGAGCCAGUCGCUGAACUGUACAACACAGCCAGACUAUAUUGUAAAAGACCAAUGUAACCUGGGCCAAAAGCGAUGCCCUGUACCUGGAUACUAAGGAGUGGGCUCACUGACGGAGCCAGUACACACCUCUCCACCUGGGGAGCACCUUUCUCUCUUAUCUUCAUGCCUGCCACCUCACAGGCAACCCAACAAAUACGCAGCGACACUUUUUUGCCUUUUUAAAUUUUCUUGUCUUUUAUGAAUUAAAUGUCUUAAAAUAUGAUUAUCAUUUGCCUUGCAAGAAUGAACACGGAUGUGAACACAUGGAGGAAAACUUUACUGUGCAUAAAAGCCACUGUUUAGCACUGAGAAAAAAAAUGGAAAGACAAGUAAAAUAUGAUCGGAAGGCUUUAUGAUUGUACUCCUGAAACAAAAAGGAUUGGUAUCCGGUUUCUCAUUUUUUGAGGUUUUUUUUUUCUCCAAAUCAAAUUCUAUACAAUGCGAACUGGAGCAUAAUGUCUACUCCCCCACCC